AGAAGCAGAGAAAAGCAUCAUUUCCUCCAGCAGAGACAGAAUGACACCACGACUGCAGCUCUUCAUCGCUUUACUGCUUCACUUUGAAGCAGGAAUCAGUGAUGACAUCGUUCUCCAUCACAGAGCUGGAGAUGACGUUGUUUUACUGUGUAACGUUGAUUCUUCACAUUACCCAUGUUCUGAUGUUGACUGGAUUUACAACACCGAUCUAUAUGAACAAUUAAUCGUUUAUAGUGGAAAUAUUGAGGAGACGUCACCUGGAGCUGACAGGAUGAGUUUGAGCAGUGACUGCUCUCUGAUCAUCAACAACAUCACUGCUGAAGAUGCUGGUUGUUACAACUGUUGGAUUAGAAAUAAUGUUGGUUCCACGUCUGUGUAUCUGAGUGUUUUAACAGUCUCUCCAUCUCCACCAGAUGUGGAUCCAGGAAGGGAUGGAGAUGUGACCUUACGCUGUUCUCUGGUGAGAGACCGUUAUUUCGGUCCCUGUGAGCAGAACAGCAUCAUCUGGGUGGAUGAGACAGGAAGUGUGCUGCUUGGUGAAGGUGAUGGGUUUGUGUCUGGAGGACAGAACAACUGUGUUUCUGAUCUGAUGGUGAAACAUCAGAGACGCUCCAAGAGAAGAUUCACCUGCCAGGUUGUUGAAGGAGACAGAGUGAAGAUAGAUGCUGAAUACACGCUGGACUUUACAGAUUCCAGUGUGAUCAAUACCAGAUUGAUUAUUGGAUGGGUGGUCAGGGGGCUGAUGGUGGUUCUGGUCAGCAUCGCUACGUUUCUCUUCAUUUACAGGAUGAAAGUUAAAAGGAACAAUCCCAAAAAUCAAACAGGUGUGUUUGACCUGCCUCUGAACAGGGAUGAAGAUGAUGAUGAUGAUGUGGUGAACUAUGAAAACGUUGAAGACCUGCCUGCUUCUGUCCGAUCCACAGAUCAAUAA
Cololabis saira (Pacific saury) is the source of this 931-nucleotide messenger RNA. RefSeq lists its product as uncharacterized. The coding region runs from base 41 to 931 and encodes 296 amino acids. Gene Ontology annotation, biological process: T cell activation; positive regulation of ERK1 and ERK2 cascade; interleukin-15-mediated signaling pathway. The transcript has 5 exons. Gene Ontology annotation, molecular function: protein tyrosine kinase binding; MHC class II protein binding. The record is from RefSeq and is a predicted model, not a curated record. Lineage: Eukaryota; Metazoa; Chordata; Actinopteri; Beloniformes; Belonidae. Gene Ontology annotation, cellular component: membrane raft; external side of plasma membrane.